Messenger RNA from Trichosurus vulpecula (common brushtail), 4453 nucleotides. RefSeq names its product WEE1 G2 checkpoint kinase (gene WEE1). The record is from RefSeq and is a predicted model, not a curated record. Bases 219 to 2162 code for a protein of 647 amino acids. Lineage: Eukaryota; Metazoa; Chordata; Mammalia; Diprotodontia; Phalangeridae. Gene Ontology annotation, cellular component: nucleus. The transcript is spliced from 11 exons. Gene Ontology annotation, biological process: mitotic cell cycle; protein phosphorylation. Gene Ontology annotation, molecular function: ATP binding; magnesium ion binding; non-membrane spanning protein tyrosine kinase activity.
CUCCAGCAGCUUGGACUAGCCUGCCCUAGCAGCUGCCGCCGCCGCCGCCUCGGAGCCGCGACCCCGCUCCUCGCCCCCUCCCCCGCUCAGCACCAGUGGCCGCGGUGACGUCCCGCAGAGGCGCGGAAGCCGGAGCUGCCCGGGCCGCCGCCGCCCCUGCGGAGCUCCUCGGGCCGCACGUGGCGGUCCCGCCCCCUCGGCCCCAGCUCGGUGUCCCCAUGAGCUUCCAGAGCCGGCUCCAGGCGCCGCCGCCCCGCGGCCGGCCCGGAGGCUCCUGCGCGCUGCGGCAGAAGCUCAUCUUCUCCCCGGGCAGCGACUGCGAGGAGGAGGAGGAAGAAGAGGAGGAGGACGAGGGCAGCGGCCACAGCACCGGGGAGGACUCGGCCUUCCAGGAGCCAGACUCACCGCUGCCGCCCGCCCGCAGCCCGGCAGCCCCGGGGCCGGCCGCCGAGCCCGAGAGCGAGCCGGGCGGCCAGAGGCGCGGCCCAGGCCGGCUCCCAGCCCCGGACCCGCAGGAGGAGGAGAUGCCGCCGGCCGACGAAGGAGGCACGGGCGGCGCCGAGGGCGACUCGUGGGAGGAGGAGGGCUUCGGCUCGUCGUCCCCGGUCAAGUCCCCUGCCGCCGCCGCCGCCCCCUACUACCUGGGCAGCCCCUUGUCGCCGCUCCGCGGGGACCGCUCCCCGCGCGGCCGCCCGCGCCGUGACGGCUCCUGCUCGCCGGUGCCCGACUACCCGGGCACGCCGCCGCACAAGACUUUCCGCAAGCUGCGGCUCUUCGACACGCCGCACACCCCGAAGAGUUUGCUGUCCAAAGCUCGAGGAAUAGAUUCCAGCUCUGUUAAAAUCCGAGGUGGUUCUCUGUUCAUGAGCUCAGGAAGAUCAGAAAAGCAAGGAUUUGAUGUGAGACAAACCCCUCAAGUGAAUAUUAAUCCCUUCACUCCAGAUUCAAUGUUGCUUCAUUCUUCGGGACAGUGUCGUCGAAGGAAGAGAACACACUGGAAUGAUUCCUGUGAUGAAGACAUGGAAGCGAGUGAUGGGGAGCUUGAAGAUGAGACUACCAGGCCUGCCAAGAGAAUUACAAUUACGGAAAGUAACAUGAAAUCAAGAUAUGAAAGUGAAUUUCAUGAACUAGAGAAGAUUGGAUCAGGAGAAUUUGGUUCAGUAUUUAAGUGUGUAAAGAGGCUAGAUGGCUGUAUCUACGCCAUAAAGCGAUCAAAGAAGCCAUUGGCUGGUUCUGUCGAUGAACAGAAUGCUUUAAGAGAAGUCUAUGCCCAUGCAGUACUUGGACAACAUUCUCAUGUGGUUCGAUACUUCUCUGCAUGGGCGGAAGAUGAUCACAUGCUGAUACAGAAUGAAUAUUGUAAUGGUGGAAGCUUAGGGGAUGCCAUAAGUGAAAACUACAGAAGCAUGAAUUAUUUUUCGGAAACAGAACUUAAAGAUCUCCUCAUACAAGUUGCUCGUGGCUUGAAAUAUAUUCAUUCAAUGUCAUUGGUACACAUGGAUAUUAAGCCCAGUAAUAUUUUCAUAUCUAGGGUGUCAAUCCCAGGUACAGCUGAGGAAGGGGAUGAAGAUGAUUGGACAGCCAAUAAAGUUAUUUUUAAGAUAGGUGAUCUUGGGCAUGUAACUAGGAUAUCUAGUCCUCAGGUAGAAGAAGGUGAUAGCCGUUUCCUUGCCAAUGAAGUCUUACAAGAGAACUACACUCACUUGCCAAAGGCAGAUAUUUUUGCUCUGGCCCUCACCGUGGUGUGUGCUGCUGGCGCUGAACCGCUCCCCACAAACGGAGACCAGUGGCAUGAAAUAAGACAAGGAAAGCUGCCCCGGAUACCACAAGUUCUUUCACAAGAACUGACAGAUUUGUUGAAAGUCAUGAUUCAUCCUGACCCUGAGAGGAGACCAUCAGCGGUGGCACUGGUCAAGCACUCAGUGUUACUCUCUGCCUCCAGGAAGAGUGCGGAGCAGUUACGCAUAGAGCUGAAUGCAGAAAAAUUCAAGAACUCCCUCCUGCAGAAAGAACUGAAGAAAGCACAGAUGGCGAAAGCAGCUGCAGAGGAGCGAGCUCUGUUCACAGACAGAAUGGCCACACGGUCCAGCACGCAAGGCAACAGAACAGCCCGGCUCAUUGGGAAGAAGAUGAACCGUUCCGUCAGCCUGACCAUAUACUGAACUGAACCUGUGACAAGAAGCUGCAAAGAUCCAUCUUCCGUGUCUAUAGUUUUACUGAAGUCCCUUCGAUGGGUUUUACUGGUGAAUUACAGUUGGAAGCUGUAUUUUGACCAUUGGUAUUUAUCUUGGACUUGGUACCAGGUCUUGUGGUGCAUUUGCUGAGACCCGCACCCUCAGUUCGGUUUCACCAGCUGUCCCAGGGUUAACCACUAUUGUGGUGUGCUGCUUUGAAAUUGCCGUCACAUUGUAUGAUAGAAGGCAUCGAUCUCUCCCUUACACCGGUCAGGAGGACUGUAUGGCCUUACUGCAAAUCAGAUUUUGCCUUUUUAAGAAGGAAAACAAGUGUUGAGAUGACUCAGCACCAACCACCCUACCUGGUGUCAAACUUUUGUUGUUUAAUUGUGAAUUUUACUUGUAUAUCCAACUGGGAGCACUUUGUAGGCAUUACAGAAACCAUGGGAGGAUGGUCCUGUGGGAGUAUUUGCCUUGUGAAUUUGCUGCUAUCUUAGUUUUGUCUUUGCUGUAAAAUUGUAGCAUUAAAACAAUCAUUGUUAAUAGGCUUUCUGUUGAAACAAUUAUGUGAUACAAUAUAAGCUGCUAAGGAAAAAGCAGCUUUUUUCCCCUUUUUUUUCUUGGAAGCUAGUGCAUUAGAAAGAUGCACCUUUGUCUCUUUUUGGAACUCUGUAUUAAUGUAGUAUAAUUAUUACUGGUUUUGUAAUUCUUCCCAAUAAUGGCCUUCCUGCUUACUCUCCAAUUUUUAAGAUGUUUUCUUCUUUUCCUUUUCCCUCCUUCCAAGCAUUUGUACUGGGCUGUACUGUUAGUCUGUUUUUAAAUGUUUUGCCUGUUUCUUUGACAUUCAUGUAUAUAAAUUGAUUUUUGCUGAUACUGUACAGACCUACAAUCUGAAAUACCCAAAUGACUUCUCACUAUUCUGAGUUCUUCGUGAAACAUAGUUUGACUGUAAAUUAGCCUUUUGAACUAAUAAUACAGACUGUUAGUGGAUUUAGUGGAUCUUGCCCCAAAUAGAAUUGACUAUUACUGGUUUGUUUGUCAUUAAUUUUGGUUUUAAAUGUUUACAUUUGUCUGGGUUCGACUUAUAUUUUUAUUAGUGUUGAUGAGCAUGUUAAAAGUCAUUCGGAGAUUAGUAAUUGUCUCUGAAUGCCGUUGUGCUCUGUUGAGUUGGAUCUUGCAUUUUGUAUAGCUAGAGUAUGGUAUCAUUUGAAGGAGAACUAUACUAGAGAAGAAAGUCUGGACUUGUGUCCUAGAACUUUCGUUUAAUGUCUGUGUAACCCGGCACGGAUCAUUUGACCUUUGGCCCCAGUUUCCUGUAAAAGUAUAAAAUCUCUAUUCGUAAUUAUUAAUUAUAUUAUCUCUAGUCAUAAAAUAGAAAUGAUACUUAAUGCCUUAUCUUCCUCAAAGAGAUUUUGGGUGGCAAGCACUUUGUAAAUUGUUAAAUGCCAUAAAUAAUAUUUUGUGCCAUGCCAUGACAAGUUUGAAGACCAUUGCUACACUGGAAAUAUUGAUGGGAACAGAGAUGAUUUUAGCAUUUUGGCUUCAAUGGGCACUUCAUCAGUUCAUAAAGGGUUCGAUUCUCAAAGCUUAUAUGAUUUUCUUUAACCCUAGAAAAAUUUUUGUUGACCAGAAUAAUUGCAACCAUUCAGUUUAUGGUCCUUAAUUCAGAAAUCUUAGGUUCUUGGGAUUCUUGGGAGUCAAGAGGAUUUUUAAUCACAACUGUAAAUGUUUGAAACUGUUUUUAUGUGACUUUUGAUAUACUAAAUGUUUUACUUCCUGUCUACUGAAGAGGUUGCAAUUCUUUUCUGUAGCUUCAGUUUGGGAACAUUCUGGUUACCACUUCUGACUUUCUUGUUGCAUCCAAACCAUUAGAAAGAGAUCUUUUAAGUUGGAAAAAGGUUGGACUUGAUAUCAGACUUAAUGGUUUCAGAAUUUGGAUGUGCAAACUGAAAUGCUGAUCAAAAGUGAGGCAGGUGGAAGGAGAUUCCCCACAGUCAGGGAGAAUGUGUUUAAACAAGAAAAAGGAAUCUGGUCCUCAAAUACUUUUAAAGAAAUGUUUGUUUGACUUACAUUGGUUUUCUUUUGAGGUUAUCUCAUCCAUAGAAUGAUAGACCUGGAGCUGGACAAGCCAAAGAGAAACUUUACAGGUAAAAGCAGUUGAGUCUCCAGGGGCUUGUGAAAGCUGAGGCUUGUACUCAAAGACUCUGGACAGUCCUAGGAUCCCUCUAGUACACUUUUGUACUGUUAUACUUUUUCCGUUGGUAUACGUUCAAAUACAU